AACAUACAGUCAACUCAAUAAAGUGCUAUAUUAUCUGUUGCGAAGAAUAUUCGUAACCGUGGAACAUCUACUAAUACGGAUAUGUGUAUGAGAAGUUGUUUUUCGUCAAGAAACCCGCACUAACACCAGUACUAUUACCACCUCCGAAUUGACGAAAAAAUAUGGCGACGUGGGAGAGUGAGAAAUUUACUCAAGAUCAAGAACACGACGAUACCGAUGGUAUCACUGACAAUUUCAACAGUAUAUUAGUGACGCCUGAUUUGCAAGAUUGUUUGGAUGAUAGCCUAGAUUUAACAAACUUUGGAAAAAUAUAUGGACAGUCUGAAGACUACAAUUGCUCCAAACCUUCUGAUACUGAGGAUAUUUCAUCCAUUUCGAGAUUACCUGAUGACACUGCUGGAUACAUUUAUCAUACAAUCAGUCCAAAUGAAAUUUACAUGCGAAUUCAUCCGGGCCAAGAUGAUUCAAUGCCCGAUGCCCCAUCGCAUGCAACAAUCACUAUUGAAAGCACUGAUCCAGACACAAAUCAAAAUCACAUUAGUCGAUAUGAGUGCGAGUACGACGGUUGUUCCCGUACUUACAGUACGGUUGGAAACCUCAGAACUCACAUGAAAACCCAUAAAGGAGAAUACCAAUUCAAAUGUACAGAGCCAAACUGUGGUAAAGCUUUUCUAACGUCAUACAGUUUGAAAAUUCACGUGAGAGUGCACACAAAAGUGAAACCCUUUGAAUGUACUUACGACGGCUGUGAAAAGGCAUUCAAUACUUUAUACAGACUGAGGGCACAUCAGAGACUCCACAGUGGAAACACAUUCAAAUGUGAAGAGGUUGGAUGUAGUAAAUUUUUUACAACUCAUAGCGAUCUAAAAAAACACAUCCGUACGCAUACGCAAGAACGUCCUUACAAGUGCAAGGAAAGGGGCUGCGGUAAAGCAUUCACUGCUUCUCAUCAUUUAAAAACUCACAAACGCACUCACACAGGUGAACGUCCUUAUACAUGCUCACAAAUUAAUUGUCAAAGAUCAUUUACUACACCUCACAGUCUCAAGAGCCAUUUGAACACACAUAGAAAAUUAACAGAUAGUGAACAUUUUCAUCCUCAACAAACUCCAAUUGCAUCCCUUACUGGAGUUGAAGAGAAUUCAAUAUCGACUUAUACCAUCGUUCCAAUAAAUACGUCGGAACAAAUUGAUAAUUCAAAUAUGAUCGUUAUAUCAUCGAACGUUAAAUCAAAAGGAAAUGUUUUAACACUCGACGAUCUCACCUUCAAUUUAUCGCCAAUUGGGAGUGUCUUGCAGAUUGAUGGUACAAAUAAUAAUAUUUUAGUUGAAUCAACUUUUUCAUCCGAUGAAAAAAUGAUUAGUCACACUUUUACCAAAGACAACCAACAUUUUAAUGUGGCCAACUUUGGGGUGAAUGCUGUGAAUGAAAAUUCAGCGGGUAAUGGCCAAGUAUUAUCAUCAUCGUCAACAUCAUCAGUGUCAGCAGAAACUGAAACAUUUGGAAAAGACAAAUACACAUCUGCACCACUUAAUCUAGAACAAAAAAUUGUACGCGAUGGUAUUCAAAACACCAUUGCCCAAUUGUCAGAUGUUGAUGAUGAUAUUGGACAAGUUCAUGAUAGCCACCCUAGCUCUUCAUCGUGUAGUAUUUUCACCAUCAAAGAUUUAAUUGACGAACAGAGUGUUGAUGAUAUAUUGAACAAAACCGCCAGCCAAUCGCCAUUAUUUGACAAUAGUCUUGAGUCCCUUACAUUCACGAGCGAAACAAAUAAUUUAUUAUUAAACAAUGUGAGUGAACAAUCAGAGGCUGUAGAACUUGCCAUUGCUUCGGAGGAAGAAAUUCCCUCGCCAUGGAUCGAUGUGAUGGCCCUCGCCGCUAAACCAGCGCUGAGAACAGAGUCAUGGUCAGAAGAGAUGAACGCAUUUCCCACAGCUGUUCACUCACUAGUGGAUCUCAUAGGACCAGAUCCGUCUCCACUGCAAAUUGAGACGCAAAUCGAAGGUUCAACGAUUCUGGCAAUAACAGACGCUAAUCCCACACCUCAACAAAUUACGACGAAUCAAAAAACAAAGAAGAGAAAUAUUCUGCAAGAAAUAACAGCGGACGCUGAUAUUUGCAACUGUGCAGACUGUAAGUGCUAUACGCCAAAAAAUUCUCAAAAUUGUUCUCCAGAGCCAACUUGUUGUGAUAUAAAAAAUAAUGCACAAAUGAAUAUUGUUAGUGAAAUAGUUUCGGGUUUACAGAAUCAAUGUACAAAUGAUACAGCGAAUAAUUGCGAAUCAUGUUGCCUUGUUAUUUGCUUUAAAACUCUAGAACAACUUCAGAGGGUAUUUAAAGAGCAUUGCUGCAGCCGUGAGCCACAAGGCUCAUCGUGUCGACGGGAUAAAUCCGCUAAUUUUCACGAUAUUUAUCACGAUGAGGAGUCCUGUAAAUGACUUUCAUGCCGACAUUAUUACUUCGAAGCUUUACUAGUCAAUUUUCAAAUCAAGUCUUAUGCUGUUCUCUUGCAUUUACGGAAAAUUUGUGAGAAUAGAAAAUAUAAUACAAUACAUUAAUAACUAUUAGAAAAAAAAUAAAUAAAUAAAAAAAUUAACAGAUUUUCCACAUUACCUUGACAAUUGAUGCAACGAAAAUGAUUUCAAUUGUCUUUCGUGUGCGUGUGUAUUUUUUUCAGUUCUCAAACUAAUAUCUUGAUGUAGUAAAAGAAAUGAGAAUUUUUUUUAGAUACUAUGUAAAAUUUACAACUUCAAAUACGACUCUCCGUUCAUACCAAAUGGUAGAUGUACCCUACUUUAUUAUUUAAAGUAAUGCAAUAUUAUGCUUCAUUGCUGUGAAUUUUUUUUAUUACACUUUGUACGUUAAAUACUCUUUGAAUGUAAUCCAUUAACGGUAUGUCAAAAAGUAUAUAUUGUUGGAUGAUUUAACAAUUAAAAUAGAAUAAAUAAAUAAAGUUGUGGUUUUGGCGAUUCCAUUGACUUGAAUAAAACCAUAAAAUGACACAAACGCUAGUCAGAGGCUUCUGUUUUAUUUACGAAUUGAGAGAGAAUAAUUGAGUAACAGGGAGAAAUAGUUGCAAUCAACGGUUCCUAACGUGUUUUUUCCUAGAAUUCAAAUAUUUAAUAUAUUGAAUUUUUUUUUUGUUUUUGAUAAUGCAAUUUUAUGAAGAAGCUUGAACAAGAGCUUCUGCCACUUCAACCGCAAUAGCAGCUUCGGCCCUAUCUUUAUCAGAAGAUGCAGAGGUGAGUUGCUGUUGAGCUUUGCUCAGGAUAUCUCUAGCAGCUGAAUUGUCUAGGGCGUCGAUUGGGUGGGCCUCCUCAGCCAAUAUUUGAACACUAGAAUCUUCAUUGAUAGUUACAGUACCAGACGAAACAAA
Molecule: messenger RNA, 3376 nt
Organism: Diachasmimorpha longicaudata
Lineage: Eukaryota; Metazoa; Arthropoda; Insecta; Hymenoptera; Braconidae
Exons: 4
Coding region: 162-2438 (758 amino acids)
Biological process (GO): regulation of transcription by RNA polymerase II
Cellular component (GO): chromatin; transcription regulator complex; PcG protein complex
Molecular function (GO): DNA-binding transcription factor activity, RNA polymerase II-specific; RNA polymerase II cis-regulatory region sequence-specific DNA binding
Source: RefSeq, a predicted model, not a curated record